This is a messenger RNA of Corylus avellana, 1506 nucleotides long. NCBI's taxonomy places the organism in Eukaryota, Viridiplantae, Streptophyta, Magnoliopsida, Fagales, Betulaceae. The record is from RefSeq and is a predicted model, not a curated record.
UUUCAGGUUUCAUUGUAUUGUGUAAGUAUAAAGAAAAAUCUGAGGUGUAUUUGGCUGUUGCUCGUUUGAUUGAAUUUGAAGUUAAAAGGGUGUGAUUGCAUUUGAAACUUCAUCAGUCGUAGAAGGUUAAGAAGAACAUUUGAGAAUUGGGUUUUUGAAUUCUGAUUGAAUAGAAUAAAUUUUGGGGCUUUGAUUGCAUAGAAAUAUUAUAACUAAAAAAAAUAAAUGGUUGAAAUGCCAAGCUUAGCGUUGGAUUUCGGUUUCUAGAAGGAAGGAAUGGUGUCUUGAAAGUUCUGUUUUGAGGAUUUCAUUUCUAUGCAUUUGUUGUAAGCAAAAGAUGUAUAGCACUUUUAAGGAGCAUGCGAUAGCGUAUGUGAGGCAAGCAGUUAAAGAAGAUGACGAUGGAAACUAUAGUAAGGCAUUUCCCCUCUAUAUGAAUGCAUUAGAGUACUUCAGGACCCAUUUGAAGUAUGAGAAGAAUCCAAGGAUUAAGGAAGCGAUUACUCAGAAAUUUAUGGAAUAUUUGAGGAGGGCAGAGGAGAAAAGGGCCAUUCUUGAUUGUGGAGGAAAUGGGCCUAAUGGUGAUGUAGCAGCUGCUACGCAACCAAAGACAAAGUCGAAGGGUGGAGAAGGGAAAGAAGGGAAUGAUCUGGAGCUAGCAAAGCACCGGGCUGGCCUUGAUUCUGCGAUAAUUAGGGAGAAACCGAAUGUGAAGUGGAGUGACGUGGCUGGUCUUGAGAGUGCCAAACAGGCAUUGCAAGAGGCUGUCAUACUGCCUGUUAAGUUUCCCCAGUUUUUACUGGGAAGAGACGACCAUGGAGGGCUUUUCUACUAUAUGGUCCACCUGGAACAGGGAAGUCCUAUUUAGCAAAGGCCGUUGCAACAGAAGCAGACUCAACUUUCUUCAGGGCUACAUUUAUUACAUUCUCAUGUACAGAUUGCCCAUGGAUGUAGAUGUAUUUGCUUUUAAUGUCUUUAUAUGGAUGGAAUGCCAACAUUGACAAGUGCUAGAUGCUGUCCAUACCCAGUAUUUCUUCAUCAGACCUUGUUUCAAAAUGGAUGGAUGAAAGUGAAAAGCUAGUCUCGAAUCUUUUCCAAAUGGCUCGUGAUAGUGCUCCUUCCAUAAUCUUCAUUGACGAAAUUGAUUCCUUAUGUGGUCAACGGGGUGAAGGCAAUGAGAGUGAAGCAUCUCGACGUAUCAAAACAGAAUUGCUUGUACAGAUGCAGGUAUUUUGAAUUCACAGGAAGUGGAUGAUAAUGCUUUUGAAGCUUCACUUUUACAUAGUAUCAUUGACAUGCUUAGACCUGGGUUUAGUAAUUUAUGCAAUAUGGAAAGUGAUCCAAUUAUUGUUUUAGUAUUCGUAUUUGUAUUUCUAAUGGAAGGAAGGGACCUUGUAUAGGUGUGCAGAGCUUUUUGGAGCUAAAAUUGCUUGGCCUUUCCUUACGUCUGUGAACAAAACUAUGGUCUUCAUAAAAUUACAGUAAAAUAAACUGGAGUUAUGCAUU